AUGGGUCUUCUGAGCUUGUUCAAAGGAUCGGGCAAUGUCUCGAAGCAGGACGUCGCCAAGAUCGAAAAAGUCGUGGAAGUGUGCGACCGUGAGUGUGAAGACUGUGCGCCAGCUGAGGAUGUUGCAGAGAUGGAGAAAGAUGAGGCCAAGUUUUCCAAGCUGAAGGUCGAGCAGGACGCCUCGCUAUUUGGAUCGAGUAAAAGUUCAAAGCUCCACUUCGUGGUUCCCACGUCUCAGACAGACUGGGAGCACGACGCGUGCUAUGAGAAGAAGGGCUCUGUGCAACACAAGAUCGCCACGUGGGUCGAGGACAACAAGUCCAGGUUCCCACAGGGCGAGGGCGAGAACAUGAGCUGCAACGUGUCGUCGUUGCCCAUCGACAUGCUGGACAUUGAGGUGAUGCGCGGCACCAAAAACGACGUGUUGGUUUUGCCACAUUUCCUCUGGAUCAAAUCGUUGGAGGUCGGCCACGUAAACUCGCAGCUGGAAGUGUUGGUCCCGCUGCUUUUAGCCAACCAACGCGACGAGCUGCUCGCGCUUGAUAACAUCGAGGAGGCCAAAGAACGCUCGUUUGUAUUCUUGUGCUCCCAUAAGACGCGCGACAAGCGCUGCGGCAUCACGGCCCCAAUCUUGCAGAAAAUCUUCUGGCAACAAUUAAAGGAAAACGGCCUUUACCGUGAUGCUUCUGAUUUCAGACCUGACGGAUGUACGGUGGCAUUUGUGAAUCAUGUGGGAGGCCACAAGUUUGCUGCGAACGUUAUUAUGUACUUGAAGCCUUCGCAUUCGCUAAUUUGGCUCGGAAGAGUCGCACCCAGGCACAUACCAGCCAUCGUCGAGCUCAUGAUCGUACCUGAGAAACCGCAGCUUCCUUGGCCUGAGAAAGUCAGGUGCGUUCAGAAAUAUUCUUCGUGGUGA
Lachancea nothofagi CBS 11611 is the source of this 915-nucleotide messenger RNA. Lineage: Eukaryota; Fungi; Ascomycota; Saccharomycetes; Saccharomycetales; Saccharomycetaceae. The record is from the annotation of a GenBank genome assembly.